This is a messenger RNA of Opisthorchis viverrini, 393 nucleotides long. RefSeq lists its product as hypothetical. Lineage: Eukaryota; Metazoa; Platyhelminthes; Trematoda; Opisthorchiida; Opisthorchiidae. The transcript is spliced from 3 exons. Bases 1 to 393 code for a protein of 130 amino acids. The record is from RefSeq and is a predicted model, not a curated record.
AUGGAGACUCCCUAUGGAGUCUCUAGUGAACAGAGCAACUCACUAAUUUCCAUCAAACUGAUAGACAAGCAGGCACGUGAAAAUCAUGAAAGUGCCGAUGGUCGUCUCAAAUCUGUAACAAAUUACUCAAAUUCGAACAAAUCAGAAGAUCACACAGGAAUUGUCGGUCAUUUUGGAGAACAAAACGCGCCGCGCGAAGAAAACGGUCAGUGUCCUAUUGGGGGCAAGGGAAGAGAAACAAUGAACACGUUGAAGAUAGACGAGAAUAUCGUUAUUCUACCAACCGACAAAAGACGGUUAAAGUUGCCCAUUGACAAACUGGGCUACACCAACAAACCAAAAGCCCUGCUUAGCGACAAAAGAGUCCCACCCCCUAGAGAAUGGCUGGAGUAA